Molecule: messenger RNA, 504 nt
Organism: Lobosporangium transversale
Lineage: Eukaryota; Fungi; Mortierellomycota; Mortierellomycetes; Mortierellales; Mortierellaceae
Exons: 3
Coding region: 1-504 (167 amino acids)
Source: RefSeq, a predicted model, not a curated record
AUGGCAUCACCUGAUGGUGGCGAUGGCUGUAAUGAUGCUGUUGUGGAGACAUCUCGAAGCGAGAGGAAGAGGUGCUACCGCGAUGGAUCUGACUCGAUGAUCGAUUCGAAGCUGAUCCUGCUCCAACUUCAUGGGAGAGUGGUUGAUAGGAUGAUCGCUGUUGAUUGCGAAUGUGAAUAUCCUGAAGCAGACACAGAGGUUGAGGAAGGUUCUCUUGACCUAGGUGACGAGGAAGUAGAAGAUGGCCCCGAUGAAUGUAUACCAUUUGAUGUCAAUGGCGAUGGUAAUAGUCCAUAUGAUCCACCGUCGAAUGAUCCAUUGAGGAUGAUUGUAGCCGUGAAUGAUAUGGAUCAUGACUCUGAUUCUGAUUUUGCUGAUAGUUUUGUAAAGACCGAGGAAAUGAUUGUUGCUGAUGAUGUUCACGAUGCUGAUAUGAAGAGGACUGCCGUUGUGAUGGUAUUAGUUCAUCCUCUCGAGAACGAGCUUCUGGCGUCUCUUUAUUGA